GGUUCAGGGAGCUAGAGAGAAGUUGACCGUCGCUUAGACGCAGGCAGCCAAUUGGGUCUUCUGGUUGCCGUGCAUCCUGGGAGCUGUAGUUUCCGGCUUCCUCCUCCAGACUCCAAACUCCACCGAGCAGCUGGAGGACGGUUGCUUGACAUCAUUGGCAAGCGGGAAGUAUGGCGGUGGCGCGCGUCGACGCGGCUUUGACUACUGGAGAAGGAUCAGUGGUCAACUGGUCAGGACAAGGGCUACAGAAAUUAAGUCCAAACUUACCCUGUGAAGCUGAUAUUCAUACUUUGAUUCUGGAUAAAAAUCAGAUUAUUAAAUUGGAAAAUCUUGAGAAAUGCCGACGAUUAAUACAGUUGUCAGUGGCUAAUAAUCGGCUGGUGCGAAUGAUGGGUGUGGCCAAACUGACCCAACUCCGGGUGUUAAAUCUGCCUCAUAAUAGCAUUGGCUAUGUGGAAGGGCUGAAGGAUCUAGUUCAUUUGGAAUGGCUGAAUUUGGCAGGAAAUAAUCUCAAGGCCAUGGAACAAAUCAGUAGUUGCGCAGCUCUACAGCACCUUGAUUUAUCAGACAAUAACAUACCCCAGAUAGGUGAUCUGUCUAAACUGGUAUCAUUGAAGACCCUGCUUUUACAUGGAAACAUCAUCACCUCUCUUAGAAUGGCACCUGCUUAUCUACCCAGAAGUCUUACUAUACUCUCCUUGGCAGAAAAUGAAAUUCGGGACUUAAAUGAGAUCUCUUUUUUGGCAUCCUUAACUGAAUUGGAACAGUUGUCCAUCAUGAAUAAUCCUUGUGUGAUGGCAACACCAUCCAUUCCAGGGUUUGACUAUCGGCCAUACAUCGUCAGCUGGUGCUUAAACCUCAGAGUCCUAGAUGGAUAUGUGAUUUCUCAGAAGGAAAGUUUGAAGGCUGAAUGGCUCUACAGUCAGGGCAAGGGGAGAGCAUAUCGGCCAGGCCAGCACAUCCAGCUUGUGCAGUAUCUGGCUACAGUCUGUCCUCUCACUUCCACACUGGGUCUUCAGACUGCAGAGGAUGCCAAACUAGAGAAGAUUCUGAGCAAACAGAGGUUUCACCAGAGACAGUUGAUGAACCAAAGCCAAAGUGAAGAGCUAGCUCCUCUUGCUUCUAUUGAAACAAGAGCACCCCUUGUACCUGAGCAUUCAAGCCCUGUUCAAGAUGGCCACAUAGUCCAGGAAAGCGAACCCGUCAUCCAAGUCAAUUCUUGGGUUGGGAUUAACAGUAAUGAUGAUCAGUUACAUGCCGUUAAGAAUAACUUUCCAGCCUCUGUACAUACUACAAGAUAUUCUCGAAAUGACCUGCACUUGGAAGACAUACAGACAGAUGAGGAUAAGUUAAACUGUAGUCUUCUCUCUUCAGAGUCUACUUUUAUGCCAGUUGCAUCAGGACUCUCUCCAGUAUCACCUACAGUUGAGCUGAGGCUACAAGGCAUUAACUUGGGCCUAGAAGAUGAUGGUGUUGCAGAUGAAUCUGUGAAAGGGCUGGAAAACCAGGACUUUAAUAAGGAAGAGGAAAAGGCUUUUUGGACUGCAAAUGAGAAUUCUGUUCAAGUGAAGGAAAGUGUCAUCAGUACAGGGGUAAAUGAGAAAGAUGGGCUAUUACCUUGUCUGGAGCCAACAAUAACUAGUGCUGUCUUGAAGGAUGACACCCAGAGUCUUAUGUCUUUUCCUGAGUCAGUUGGACACAAUGUCUUCCAUACACAGCCAGACAGUGAAGGAACCAUGUCUCAGUCAGCUUUGGAGAAACUUCCCUGUGGGGUUUUAACCCAGAGAUCUGUUGCUUUGGGACAAGAUAAAGUCACCCUGCAGAAAUUGAAUGAAGCAGCCACCAAACUUCAGGCCUAUUGGCGGGGCUUUUAUGCCAGGAACUACAAUCCCCAAGCUAAAGAUGUGCGACAUGAAAUUCGGCUGCGCAGAAUGCAGGAGCACAUUGUUUGCUUAACUGAUGAAAUAAGGAGAUUAAGAAAAGAAAGAGAUGAAGAACGUAUUAAAAAAUUUGUACAAGAAGAGGCUGUCAGAUUCCUUUGGAACCAGGUAAGGUCUCUACAAGCUUGGCAACAGAUGGUGGAUCAGCGUCUAAGUUCCUGGCAUACUGAUGUUCCUCCUAUAUCAAGUACUCUGGUACCCUCUAAACAUCCAUCAUUCACCCAAAGUCAGGAGCCUUCUUCUGAUCAAAAUUCUGAUUGGUUCAUUGCUCCUGAUGAGGCUCCUCAAGAGAAAUCCUUACCAGAAUUUCCAGACUCUGGUUUUCAUUCUUCCCUAACAGACCAAGUUCACUAUUUGCAGGAUUCUUUGGAUUUUGAAAAAAGUUCCGCAGAAGGCAGUGAAAGUUCCAUCAUGGGGAAUUCCAUUGACACAGUCAAAUAUGGCAAAGAGUCAGAUGUAGGGGAUGUCAGUGAUGAACACGGUGAAUGGAAUAAGGAAAGCUUAAGCAAUGAGCAGGAUAAUAGUCUACUUGAGCAGUAUUUAACUUCAGUUCAACAGCUAGAAGAUGCUGAUGAGAGGACAAAUUUUGAUGAAGGGACAGGAGAUAGUAAGCUUCACAUAGCUCCUUCCCCUGAAAAGUUAGACGUCUUGUCUGACGGUGUUUCUGUAGAUGAUACUCAUGGCAUAUUUCCUACUUUGCAAGAUGAAAUCAGCCAGGCACCAGAAAAUUGUAAAUUAAAUGCUGAAGUUCAAGGGCAACAGUCAGACUGUGAUUCUACAUUUCAGGUAUUGCAUGUUGGUAUUACUGUGUAGCAUGUCUGGUUGUUUGAGAAGCAGAAAUCUACUUAACAAUUUCAGUUGCCUUUUUUUUUUUUGUGAAGGGGAAUAUCACCCUCAUUUUUGUUACUAUUUAUAUAGAAUUUGUAUUCUUGUCUCAUGUUUUCCAUAUUUUAGAUACUGGGCUGUGUCUUCAUUUUUAUUUUAUUAGCUAUUAGCUGUAGUCUAUUAAACAAUAUUUAUAUUGAAAGUUAUAUGCACUUUAUUUCCUAACAACUGAAUUGUAUCACAGUGUUCUUGUUUUUUUAAUGUACUCAUUUCCUUUCAAAAAUAAACUAGAAUAUCUUUCAAGAAAAUAGAAGAGUUUAAAGAUAUAAAUAAGAGAAUUUAGAUUUUUCUGUGUGUCAGGAAAUUAACUAUGUAGUAAGGAAUGCAACUUGUUAAAGUGAGUGUAGGUAACUAAUACAAGGACUGUGAACUAGAAAUUUUCCAGGCUCCUUGGAAGAAGAACAUAUAUUUUUAAGACUUUUUUCCCCCCUAAUGAGUUAAGAAAAGCCUUCUUAUGAGCAAAUAGGGAGAAGAGGUAAGAUUAUAGGAUUUUUCAGAGGAAAUGAAUAUAACUGUCUCAUGGAAAACUUUAGUUAAUGUCGUGCGUCAGUUUUAACAUAUGAAGCAGUGUUCCAUCUGGAAUUAAAAAUCAAGCUUACUUAAAGAGGCAUGACUAGAAUAUUUCUCUUAGAUGUCAAGAAAGCAGAUGCUAAGCUCCAUUUGCUUGGAAUAAUGUCACAGCAGACAUUAUCUUUUCAUUCAGUGCUUUUUUUUACCCUACAGAUAAGCAUUUAUGUGCCAACUUCCUUGCCAGAAAUUAACAUAUGUUCAUCUUCUCUAAUCCUGCAUUAUAUUUGCUUAUGUAUUUCAGCAGAAGGUCCAUGGCCAUUUACUUCAUUUUUUGACCUCUGCUUUACAGUGAAGAACAUUUAAAGUAAUAUUAGUGGUAGAAAAUGAAUGACUUUUUUAAAGGACUAUUUUCUAUCCAAAUCUCUGAAAAAGUGCCACAUUUGGAAGACAAUUUAAUGGUGGUUAAGAAAAAAUCAACCUCACUUAUUUCUUGUUAAGAAGAAUAUAUAUCUGUAACUUCAGGAAGAAAUGAUAAUAUUGUGUUGAAUGUUAUAGAUAGAUGCAUUUGCAAAUCAAGGAAGCUUGAUAAAUUAAUCUUUGAGAAUGUUGUAGUAUCAUUGAACAACAUAUAUCUGAUUUCCCUUGAUCUUUGGACAGACAACUAUUUAAAACUAUGGCAAUACUUAAGUGUUCUAAAUUUAGGUGCUAAAUAUCUAUUCAUUUUUCUGUUAGUCACUAGAUCCCUUUCUUUGAAGUUAUAUAAAAUAAAAACUUCUGAUCCUUCAAGAAUAAAGUCAGGGAUCACAUGUUAUACUUUGUUGAUAGGUAGAAACAUUUCUUCAGUAUGGGUAAGAUGUAUUUUUCUUGAUUUAAAAAUGUGUAGCGCUCAGGUUGAGAAGACUUGGAUUUCAUUCCAGAAAUCCAGAGUCUCUUGAAAAGGAAAUAUUUUCUGUCUCUUAUAAAUGAAACAGCCGUCGUACAUUCAAAAUUUUCCCUAGUGAAGCAUGUGUAACGUUGAAUGCGCGUUAAGUAAAAACAGAAUUUUUUACUUUUUGAAUAAUGCUAAUUAUCUUUUAUGAAUGAUUUUGAAUUUCUUCUUAAAUAUACCCUAUUUUUCUAUUUUACAGUUAAGUGCCUCAUUUGCUGCCCAUAGUUAGACACAGAAAAACCAACUUGCACUGCACUAAUACCAAAGUGCUGCUUUACGAUACAUUAACUUCUCAUAAAAGUUCCUAAAAUGUCAUGGUUCAGUAUUGCCUAUCAGUUUCUGCUGAUAUCUUCUCCCUCUUUUUCUAAGAAAUGGCACAACACAACUAAAUUCAUUUGAACAUUAGCAUUUGUCAGCAAGAUUUCCUUUUUUACCUUUGCUUUGUUUUUCUAGCCCAUAAACAGUAUUAGUGUACCUUUAUUUUAAAAUUGGUAGGUUAUGAUCAUGGUUAAUAUUCUACCCUUCAUUUGAUUUAACUUUACUAGUGUUUUGAAGUGCAAGAAUAUUAAGUAGUUCCCUACCUUAACUGUACAGCUUAUUUUGAAUGUAGAUAGAAUGAAAAUAAUGUAAAUUAGAAUGCAAGAAAAUUGUGGCAUAGACUUAAUAUAUUUUAAUAGGUUUACAGUGUAAUUUAAAAUAACUUAUGUAAUUAAGAUAUUUGGUGUUGUGUCAUGGGCUAUUCAGUGGUCUAGCUAAAGAGAGAAUGGGUCUAGUAAAGUUUGGGAAGUUGAGCUUUAACAUGGUUUUUGUGUUUUUUCUUAUAGGAGAGUAUUGGUUUAGCUGUGCUAUUUUAGUUCAUAUCAGUUUUCUUGAUAUAUAGAAAAUUCAAUGUAUCAAUGAGAUAUUCCUCCAGAAGCACAGAAUCCUACCAUGCAAAAAUUGGAAGGAAUCUUAACAAUUACCUAUUCUAAUCUCUUUGUUUUAAAGAUGAAACUGAAGUACAGAGAAUUAUUAAGUGACUUGCUUGAUGUUAUAGCUAGUUAGUAGUAAUAAACUGAAAACCUAAAAGUUAUUGUAUUCCAAAAUUUAUUAUUAUACACUAUUAAUUUUACAUUUAGUGAGUCAGUAGGAAAAUCUUUGCAUAUUUUUCAUUCUCUUUGAAAGAAGAAAAAAAACUUCUGAGAGAGCUAGAACUUUACCACUUGAAGCAAAAUUGCUUUUAGAAAAUGACUAAGUCGUUCAGAACUCUGAGUAAAUUUUCUCCAAGAAAUGUGAUGUCAUUAAAAUGGUUUUUAAAGAGGGCUCAUAGAAAUUAAAAAUUUAAAAGAAUAUUUGCAUCUUGGAAUCCAUUUAUUUCAUGACAAGAAGUAUAACAGGUUGCUGAGAUAUCUAAAAUUUUCUAGUGAAAGCCUGAGUUUGUUUAUAUUUCUUCUUGAGUUUUAAUGUCAACAGAUGUCAGAGUUUUAACUCUCUUGAUGUGCAGAAAUGUCCAAUCAUGACAGUGGAUAUAAACAAUAUAGUUUGGUUCUAUAAGCUUAAUUAUGAAAGGCCUCAUAAUAUGCAUGUUUUAGGAAAAUAUUUAGCCACACAUAUGGUUUGCAUAUAUGCAAAUAACUUUAUUCUUCAAUAAUGUGGGUGCCAUUCUUGAGUGUGGACUUCUAUUUUUGUUUUGAGUUAUUUUAAAUAUGUAAACACUGUAAUAGUAUUUUCCUGUUAUCUACUUAAUGCAAGUCUAGUUCCACUUUUUGUAAGUAUUUUCGGAUACAAUACAAGCUCAAGAUACUAUACUAUCUCCUUGGUAUUGCUUUUUUUGGUGCAGAUUCUUAGAAUUGGAUUUAUAACAAUAAUAUAAAAUAUAAAACCUUUUUUUUUCUGGAGUGAAAAGGGACUAUAUAACAUGAGUCUGAUCAGUUUCCCAUUCAUAAAAGAAAAUGAGACUUCAUUUUUAAUGUAUAUUUUUAUUUUGCCAUGUAUCUUAUUAGUGAUAUUUAUUAUAUUGUAAUGUUUUAACUUUUAAAUAUAUGAUCCCUUUAGUCAUAAAGUAAAACAGAAAGAGUCUCUAAGGAACAUUAAAAUAUUUUUAGUGAUAUUGCUUACACUGAUCAAACCUAUUGUGCCAUAUUAAAAUUAAAAGUCAAGUAAACAAAACAGUUCUCACAACCUUAGAGUGAAACAGAUAAUUGUCUUUUUAAAAUGAGGUGCUUUUUAUUUGUGAAUAAGUAGAAAUCAUACUAAAUUUUAAUUCCUAAAUUGAUUUUAGUAGAUAGCAGGAAUCUCUCUGUAGUGGCUUUGUUCAUUUUCUAAUUAAAUUUCUUUGAUCAUUUUGUAGUUAUUUUGAUGUUAACAAUAAGAGUUUAAAAGUAAAUUGAUUUUUGGACUAUUUUUAGAUUUCUCUUUCAUUUUGUUUUAGAAAUAGAUGAUUUAAAGUGGUUAUGGUCUGUUUUAUGAAGGCUUAAUAUUUUGUAUUGUAUUUAAUUUGUAUUUGAGUCUCUAAUUCUAAAUAAAAAGU
Molecule: messenger RNA, 6772 nt
Organism: Ailuropoda melanoleuca (giant panda)
Lineage: Eukaryota; Metazoa; Chordata; Mammalia; Carnivora; Ursidae
Gene: CEP97
Product: centrosomal protein 97
Exons: 12
Coding region: 171-2753 (860 amino acids)
Biological process (GO): negative regulation of cilium assembly
Cellular component (GO): centrosome
Molecular function (GO): protein binding
Source: RefSeq, a predicted model, not a curated record